GGAGGUGAGGCAGAGUUAACCGAGUACAAGCAAAAAGCCAAGCUUAUCUUUAAAAAAAUGAAUGAGCACUCGGAAGACAAGUGCUCGAUAGAGUCGGGCAAUUAUUAUUUUCAUGAUCGAUCAUACCCACGGCAGUUGGCAUUCAGUUAUUUAGACGAACUUGCCAAAGAGUUUUAUACGCUGUAUGGAAAUGAGAUAGAGAAAAAAAAUUUGAGACCAUACGCGUUUGUUAAAUUUGAUACUUUUAUGCAAAAGACCAAGAAAGUGUAUCAAAACACCCGAACACAGCAUAAUCUUGAUCGACUAAAUACAGAAUUGAGUGAGGUCGCAAAUAUCAUGACGAAAAAUUUAGAGAAUGUGCUUUGGCGUGGCGAGGGUUUAGACAAGAUGAGUUCACUUUCUGAUCAACUUCGUUACGAAUCCCAAAAAUACAAAAAGUCUGCACGGGAUCUCAAUUUGCAACUUCUUUAUCGCAAGUAUGGACCACCUGUCGUCAUCUUUCUCGUGAUAUUCCUG
Molecule: messenger RNA, 516 nt
Organism: Ambispora leptoticha
Lineage: Eukaryota; Fungi; Glomeromycota; Glomeromycetes; Archaeosporales; Ambisporaceae
Source: the annotation of a GenBank genome assembly